AUGGGUAGUCUUGCUUGUCUUCAUAUUGGGGAGAGACCUUUGGCUAGAGAGAUUCAGAGUUUAGCAAAUUCCUUGGCUAGAUUUGAUAUUUCUGAACCUGGAAGGGUUCUUGCUUGUGUGGAGGUGCGUUCCUCUUUAUUGGAGCAGAUUCGAGCUCUGCAGUUUGAUGAUCCAAAGUUGUGCAAGAUUCGUGAUAAAGUGUUGAAGGGAAAGGCUAGUGAGUCAAGGCUUGAUGAAGAAGGGAUUUUGAGGAUCAAAGGACGAGUGUGUGUGCCUCAAACUGGAGAUUUGACUACUUUGAUUAUGGAAGAGGCCCACAGCUUGAGCAUGAAGCAUGAUAUUGUUAAGUUUGUGUCUAAGUGUUUGAAUUGUCAACAAGUGAAGUAUGGGCAUCAAAAGCCUGGUGGGAAUUCUCAAAGGAUGCCCAUUCCUGAGUGCAAAUGGGACAUGAUUGCCAUGGACUUUUUGAUGACUUAUACUUCUGAGAAGCUGGCUAAGAUCUACAUUCAUGAGGUUCUUCGUUUGCAUGGAGUGCCUGUUUCCAUUAUUUCUGAUAGAGGGACUCAGGUCACCUCUUACUUCUGGAAGAAUUUGCAAAUGGAGUUGGCUGAGUUUGCUUACAAUAACAAUUAUCAUUCGAGUACUGAGAUGGCUCCAUUUGAGGCCUUGUAUGGUAGCAGAUAUCAAUCUUCCAUUAGAUUGUUUGAUUCUUUUGAGAGAGUUAGGGAUGUUGCUUAUGAGUUGGCGCUACCUCCUGGUUUGUCGAGUUUUCAUCCGGUGUUCCAUGUUUCAAUGUUCAAAAAAUGGGAUUUGGUGAUGCUUGAUCAGAAUUUAUCCUAUGAGGAGGAGCCGAUUGCUAUUUUGGACCGUCAGAUUUGCAAGUUUAGAUCCAAAGAAAUUGCUUCAGUGAAGGUUCAAUAA
Molecule: messenger RNA, 921 nt
Organism: Lycium barbarum (goji berry)
Lineage: Eukaryota; Viridiplantae; Streptophyta; Magnoliopsida; Solanales; Solanaceae
Exons: 6
Coding region: 1-921 (306 amino acids)
Source: RefSeq, a predicted model, not a curated record